Nerophis ophidion (straightnose pipefish) is the source of this 3014-nucleotide messenger RNA. RefSeq names its product cold shock domain containing C2, RNA binding a (gene csdc2a). Gene Ontology annotation, biological process: regulation of mRNA stability. The transcript has 4 exons. Lineage: Eukaryota; Metazoa; Chordata; Actinopteri; Syngnathiformes; Syngnathidae. Gene Ontology annotation, molecular function: mRNA 3'-UTR binding. The record is from RefSeq and is a predicted model, not a curated record. Gene Ontology annotation, cellular component: cytoplasm. Bases 264 to 734 code for a protein of 156 amino acids.
CAGACAUGUUUUUAUAGCGGAGAAACGUUGCAUUUGAGUUGCAUGCGCGUUGACGUGCUCCACAUGCUGAUGAAGACAACAGGGCGACGCUUUCUUUCACGCGACCGUGUCGAUAUCCAGGGAUAGCGUCAGUAUCGAUCGAUAUUUAAAUGAAGAAGAGGCUUGUUGUCAUGCAGACUGACUGACCCUGCGCUCACCCACCUACUCUCUUGUGCAUAAACCAAUUAAAAAAAAAAAAGCACACAGUUCUCAGACAAGUCGAGAUGUCUGACGACGCUGACCCUGCGCUGCCUCUUGCCUCUCCUCGCACAUCGCUGCCAAUGUCCUUCCCCUUCUUGAGGGAGGGCAGCCGGGUGUGGGAGAAGGAGAAGGAGAGGAAGCCUCCCCAGUUUGGGGGAGGAGAGCUUCCCAGCCCACUGCCCACCAAACGCACGCGCACGUAUUCAGCGACAGUACGAGCCAAAUCAGGUCCCGUCUUCAAAGGUGUGUGUAAAAAAUUCUCCCGCUCUCAAGGUCACGGAUUCAUUCGGCCGUCUCACGGGGGAGAGGACAUCUUUGUGCACGUCUCAGAUAUCGAGGGAGAAUAUGUGCCAGUGGAAGGAGACGAAGUGACGUACAAGGUGUGUGCCGUUCCACCCAAGAACCAGAAGAUCCAAGCGGUGGAGGUGGUCAUCACCCACCUGAAUCCAGGAACCAAGCAUGAGACCUGGUCUGGUCAGAUCAUCAGCUCCUAGGAUUACUUUCAGAUUAUAAAAGGCUUUGUCAGGUGUGAAGAGAGCGAUGGCGAGCAGGCGGGUUAAGAAACGUUAAGGAGCUGAAGGUGUGUGAUGUCGUUUUGAGCUAAUUUGACAAAGUGAAUGAACAGAAAUGCAGACAGGAAAGUUGUAGCGUUACAUAUCGACUUACUGGCCACAACAUUAGGUACCCUCUAAUGGCAUAACGCUCAGUCAAAAAAAUAUUAAUUUACAUUUAAUGCAUAUUUUGUCACUUUUAUGUAACAAAAUCGGUGUUAACCCGGAUAUAAGACAUAUUUUACAAAAUAGUUAGAAAAUAUUUUGUCGCCAAUUAAUCAAAGCGUGAACAGCCAUUUGGUUGCAGAGGGAGAACGUGGGAAAGUUGAACCAACAGUGCUAUCAUGUGGCCAAAUGACACCAAGACAAUUUUUUUGACUUGCGUGGUUUAUAUUUGCAUAUAGGAUGAUGUAGCCUAGGAUAUAGCCAUAUUUAUUUGUUUACAUGCGACUAAUUGGUAUCCUAAUUUUCAAUUACUUUAUUGUUUACAUUUUGAGUAUGACAAUGUUUUAUAUUAAUAGCUAGAAAAUAGUCAUCCUAUAUGCAAAUAUAAAAGGUAUCAUUCAAAAAGUUGUCUUGGUUUCAGUUGGCCACAUGAUCAAUUAAAAGUUUAUUUAUAUGGCCCUUCAUCUCUGUGCCCUUAGGGUCUCAAAGGGCACUGUUGGCUCAAGAUUCCCCACCCUCGCCCUCUGCAACCAAAUGGCUUUUCACGCUUCAAUUAACCGACGAAAAGCUUUUUUCCACAAGAAAGUAUAGCUUCAUGUUUGAUUGUCUGUUAACAUUUGCUUUGACAGCGGCUGCCUUACUUACAAUGACACAACACGAUGCCAAAAUCAUUAUAAAACGACAUUUGUCAUAAAGCUGGUUUUAUUUCACAGAUUUUCACUAUUCAAACAGCAGGCACAAGACAUUAUAACAAUGCUGAGAACUUAUUAAAUUAGGUCCUGACGUUGAGCAACUCAAACCUAACGUUGAAACGACAUGCUUUUUGACGACAUUUAAUCAAAGUUGGUUUUGACGUUGAUUUGACUAUUGAAUUUUGGUCAUUUUCCAACCAAUAUUCUACAACACAACGUUUAAACAACAUGCUGAUGUUUAUUUAAUGUCAGGUUGUGACGUUGAUUUGACCUUUGAAAUGUGGUCAUUUCCCAAACAACAACGUGGAUCCAACGUUGGACAUCAACAUUGUCUCAAUUUACAAAUACAACUGUUUUGCAAGGUUAUUUCAAAGUCAGUUUUAAAGGACAUGUAUGUACAAUGUCUUGUGGCUGCUGGAGUAAAUUUUUGUCAACGCAACCAAUUAUGGUGGGCUUGAAAUUUCCACAUCCCUCUAUCCAUAUUUACAGUAUUUGUUUUCAUGAGACUAAUUCGCAUCAUCAUUUUUCAUGUAUGUAUUGUUUACAUUUGAGUAUGGUAUAGUUGUUUUUUUUACAUUAGCAGAAAAAAACACAACAAAUCACCAUUAAUAAGAGUAGGUGUGCCUUCAUCUCCCCACAGGUGAUUAUUUUCUAUUUUAAUACUGUAGUAACACUGGAAAGUGUGGAAACAAAGCAAUAUUAUAGUAGCGAGCUUCAAAUUUCAACGGCCACAGGGUUUGGGAUUUGAGUAAGGGAAUUUGAAGGCAGAAAGACAGGAAGAAAUUAAAAGUGAAAGAGCAAGUAAAACAAUGAUAAAUAAGCAAGUCAGCAGUCCACAAACUGAGGGUUAAAGAAAAUUAUAGGUAAAGAUAAAGGUUAUGGGGUAUUUAUUUUUCCAACAAAUAGAGAGAAUAAAUGAGGACGGUCAGUCAGCCUGCAGAUAUUGUUCUGCUAAUUUGGGAGGUGAGCUUAUUUAUUUAUUGACUUAUUUAUUUAUUGGAAUUUCAGUAUUUUAAGGCUUCCUUUUUAUGCAUUUUAGCAAGCUUGUUUAAAUACAUUUCUGACAAAGGAAAAAACAAUAAUUCUGACUUUUAUUUAAAAUCUGAAGGAACUGUCCAAAUGAAGUGUUUUUUGUUUUAAACGGUAUUUUAAAAAAAAUUACAAUGUGUUCCAUGUUGCCGUCUUUAAUAAGAUGUUUGUAUGGUCUUUGCAUAUUUAAUUUGUCAAGCAUCACUGACUGUUCAACUGUUGUAACACACAGUAUUGUGUGGAUUUUAUCCGCAGUAUGUUUGUGUUUAAAAGCACCUUUUUAAUAAUCACUGUGACCUUCGAAAAUGUUUGAAUAAAUUAACAGUAUUCAAAUAUA